AUGAAUCAAUCUGACUACUUUUCCACUCAAAACGCUCAGGAUGAUAUGCAAGAAGACAUUUUACCAUUAUCAGACAACGAAUCUGAUGAAUGGCUCGUAUCUGAUUCAUCUAAUCCAGAAGACAUAAAUGAGAUGAUUAAGAUGGAAGAAGUUGAUGUUGAAGAUGAGAUAGUGGAUUCUGACUUACUUCAAACUAGGUUGAAUACCAUCAGAAAGCUAGAAUCGCUCGCGCUCAAUGUCAUUGAACAAAUUCAUAAUGUUAAUACGGGAGAUAUACGACCUAUCUCUUUACCAUUCUUAAAAAGAGGAUCAACAACUACAGGAAAUCAUGUAGCAUUAAAAAACAGAACAAUAACAUUUCCAAAGAAAGUUCAGAAUUCUAAAAGCGGUUCUGGUGCUAAAGAAUUGGCUAUGUUACUUCGAAUUGUGGAAAUCACUCAUGAUGCCAUCAGUAGAAAUGUUACGGUCACCAAACGUGAAAUAUAUUAUCGAGAUGUUAACUUGUUUAAGACGCAAACCCAAGUUGAUCGCUUGGUGGAUGACUUGGCAGCUACUCUUGAAAUCAGUCGUGCUGAGCUUCACACAUUUGCCUCAUCCAAGGGUCUGUUAAGUGGUAAUAUCCAGCUCAAAACCACUGAUGAUCAAAUCAUAUCAGCAAGCAAGAUACCUGCACUGAUUCCAGCUGCAGAAGUCAUAAGUGAGAUCAUCCUUGAAGAAGACGUGCGAUUUGUUUUGGUGGUUGAGAAAGAAGCGGUUUUUACCUCACUUUUGAGUGUUGGUUUCCCGGAUGACCGCCGGUUUGGAAAAUCAGCCUUAAUCACGGGAAAGGGUUACCCAGAUUUAGCAACCCGACAACUUCUUCACCGUUUAUCGACCGAAGAAAAGUCAAAUCAUAUACCAAUAUAUAUACUAGUAGACUGUGAUCCACAUGGGAUUGAUAUUUUAUCGGUCUAUAAAUUUGGAAGUCAUAAGAUGUCAUUCCAAACUGGACUCUCAGUCGAGAAGAUAGAAUGGAUCGGAUUAAAAUGUUCAGAGUGGAAAGAGUUGGAUCUAGAUUCUCAUUCGUUAUUACCAUUGACCAAAUCAGAUCUAUCUAAAGCAGAGCAAUUGAUCUCACGAAAAGGUUUACCACAAUCAUGGUUGAAUGAACUUUCAUCGAUGUUAGAAAUGGGCUUCAAAGCAGAAAUUCAAGCUUUGCUAUCUUUCAAACAAAAAGUUGAAGAUCCUAAUCAUCGUAUUCAUCAGCCAUUUCAAAAAGAUGAUGGAUUGGUUGAAUAUUUGUUAAAAAAAUUGAUUCUUGUUUAG
This is a messenger RNA of Melampsora larici-populina 98AG31, 1305 nucleotides long. RefSeq lists its product as uncharacterized. Gene Ontology annotation, cellular component: nuclear chromosome. Gene Ontology annotation, biological process: meiotic DNA double-strand break formation; meiotic DNA double-strand break processing; reciprocal meiotic recombination. The coding region runs from base 1 to 1305 and encodes 434 amino acids. Gene Ontology annotation, molecular function: ATP binding; DNA topoisomerase type II (double strand cut, ATP-hydrolyzing) activity; DNA binding. The transcript has 11 exons. The record is from RefSeq and is a predicted model, not a curated record. Lineage: Eukaryota; Fungi; Basidiomycota; Pucciniomycetes; Pucciniales; Melampsoraceae.